AUUCUACGCUUCAGGGUUCAGACUCGAUCGGUUCCCUUAUUUCUUUCUCUAAAAAUGGUGUCAUCACCUGAAACCAUCCACUGCCUCAAGUCCAGCAUGAGGCUGUCUACGGUUGUCCCAGCCACGGUGACCGGCCAAGAGCACAAGGUCCAUGAGCUGACCAACAUGGACUUGGCUAUGAAGCUUCACUACAUCAAAGGGAUCUACUUUUUCAGAAGUGAUGCAGUCGAGGGGCUUACGGUGAAUGACUUAAAGAAGCCUAUGUUCCAACUGCUCCAACUAUACUUCGCCGUCUCUGGGAGGAUCCGGAGAUCCGGAACAGGCCGGCCUUUCAUCGUGUGUAACGACGGCGGUGUAAGAACUGUGGAGGCAUGUUGUGAUGAAACCAUUGAUGAAUGGUUGGCCAUGGCUGUGGAGGAUGAUUCUGUGUUUGAUGGCCUGGCUUAUAAUCAAGCACUUGGUGAUCCUGAUCUUGGUUUCUCUCCUUUGGUCUUUGUACAGUUCACAUGGUUCAAAUGUGGAGGAAUGUCAGUGGGACUUAGCUGGGCAAAUGUUCUUGGAGAUGCAUUUUCAGCCUCUGAAUUCCUCAACCUGUGGGGGAAGAUCAUGGCAGGUCACAUGCCACUCAAGUCUCAGCACAUGCCAGAUCCAGCAAAAUCUGAGUUUCCACUUCUAGUACUUCCCAAGCUAACACCAAAUGCCUUUAAAAGGGUUGAUUCAGUUGGUGAUUCAUGGCUCACACCAAGCAGCUGCAAGAUGAAGACACACACUUUUCAUGUUCCUACAGACAAAGUGGACCAUUUUCUCUCAAACCAAACAGCUAAGGUCUCAACUUUUGAAGUACUUUCUGCAAUCAUAUGGAAAUCCUUGUCCAAGAUUAAGGAAAGCCCAGAACAGUCAAGGAUGGUGACUAUUGUUUAUACAAACAAAUCCCCUAGAGGAAUGAAAUUUCUAAGUAAUGGGAUGGUGUGGAGCACAGUUGAAGCAGAUUUCUUAGUUGCAGAGGCUGAGGUCUCAGAACUGGUGGAGCUGAUUUUGAACAAAAGGGCAGAUGAGAAUGGCAUGAUUAAAGAAAUGAUGGGGAAUAAUGGAAGUGGGGAGUUAUCUUCAGACCUUAUAGCAUAUGGGGCAAACUUGACAUUUGUGAAUUUGGAAGCGGCAGAGAUUUAUGGACUUGAAUUGAAGGGGCAAAAGCCAGUUUAUGCAAAUUAUUCCAUUAAUGGAGUUGGUGAUGAAGGAGUUGUUUUGGUGCUUCCUGCUGGGCCAAAAUAUGGUAAGGAUAGAGAUGAUGUUAAUGGUGAUCGAACUGUCACUGUGGUUUUGCCUGAAAAUCUUCUUGCACAGCUGAAAGUUGAUCUAAAAAAGAAUUGGAAUAUUGCUUGAAAUCGAAUUGCUUUAGUAAUAUGAUACUAAAGAUUCGUCAAGUAUGGGGCUAUGGGCUAGUAUGAAAUUUGUAUGACCUAAUAAAAAUCCAAAUAAUACUCGAUAGCUAUAAGUGUGUUUUUUCUUCUUCUUUGAAUGGGAAGAUGAGUGAUCAUAUAUAUCUAUUCAAUCAUCUACCCAUUCAACCAAAUAAUACUCGCUAUGAAUAAUACUGAUUGCUGGU
Rosa chinensis is the source of this 1606-nucleotide messenger RNA. Its product is annotated as protein ECERIFERUM 2. The transcript is spliced from 2 exons. The record is from RefSeq and is a predicted model, not a curated record. Lineage: Eukaryota; Viridiplantae; Streptophyta; Magnoliopsida; Rosales; Rosaceae. Gene Ontology annotation, molecular function: acyltransferase activity, transferring groups other than amino-acyl groups. The coding region runs from base 55 to 1383 and encodes 442 amino acids.